CCCACGUCCUUCCGUUGUUGUGACAGAGGGGAAGAGAUGGACGAGGCUCACGAACCACCUGUUAAGGGUGCGAGCGAUCAAGGAAAGGAAUGCUCAUCGUCUCAAGCUGGAAGUGAUGGCGGUGAUGUGAUGGACAGCGACAGCUGCAUCAACAGCAACGAAGAACCCGAUGGCAACAGCAGCGGUAGCAGCAGCAGCGGGGCAAUUAUUCCAGAUGUAGAAGGUGGAUCUUCGGACUAUAUCCGUCUGCUAGACGAGGAGCUUGUAGAGCUGGAAAAGCUGAUCAAGCUUCAAGCACGGAAAGUCGAAGCACUCGAGGAGCUGCGGCGUCAAUGGGUUUCUGGCGAAAGGAAACUUACGAAACAUGUUCCGCCGCUCGGUUCGCUUGGACGCGUCCUUGGCGACGAUGGUCGCGGGGUCCCUGCUCCCGCAUCUGACACGCGCCAAAACACCGGGCUUGGACAUAAAUGGGGGACUUCAACGCCUCCCUCCCAGCUCCCGACCGGAUAUUAUGAGCAGUACAUGACGCCUCACGCCAAGUUCCCGUCGAGCAGCGCCGUAGUCGCCACGGAAAUGUUCUCGUUCCGCUUGAAGGGGGGCUAUUCUUCUAAGAGCCGACGUUCUUUUUCUGGUGGUGGUAGUGGUGGUGGUGUUCGGUCAGGUUUCCUGAACGUGUUCGCGUACCUGCACGCCGACGGGAUGGUGCGCCUUCGCGACACGGACGCGGAAGAGAUCCUCGUCUUCGAUGCGGGGCACGCCCGCAGAGAGGCGUUGCCCUCUUCGACCACUACGGACUCUUCGUCGUCAGCCACCGCCGAUGCUGGAUCUCCGAACGAGGCAGCGGUAUCAGCAGCGGCGGCGGCGGCGGCGGCGGAGGAGGAGACGGAGACGCCAGCGGCCGUAGUAGGCAUGACCGCGGACUCUUCCGAGUCAGGCCCCGUGCUUGUGACGGCCGGCGCAGACGGCACCGCGCGGGUCCACGCUCUGGCGGUCUACUAUCGGGGGAGGCAGGUGGCCGGGGUGGGGGUGAGAGGGGGCCGCAGCGACCACAGCGGCAGGCGGAAGAAGGCAGAGGCCAGCGAUCCCAGCAGCAGCACCUCCAGGAGUGAAGCACCUCGUCGAAGCAGAGGGUCGAGCGAAAAUGAAGGCGAUCACGGCGGGCACGGGGACGGCGGCGGCGAUAGGCUGCACGGGUCCCCGCCGCCACCGCCGGCGACGGCGAUGGGCGUCGGCGUUACCGUGGAGUUCAAGACGUGUCUUGGCUCUGCGUGCCGGGGUACUGACGGUUUGUUGCAGCUCCGGAGCAUGGGGGGUGACGGUGAGACCGUUUCUGUCGGUAACGGUGGCGGCGACCAGGAAACCGCCGGGUCGAUGUCGGGAAGCUUGCCGCCGCAGGGAGAAACGGCGACAGUCAUCACUAGCAUGGACGCGUUCUUCCACCGAUCGCUUGGUACAACGGUUGUGAUCGCCGGGUACUCCUCCGGCGGAGUGAGCUUCUACCAUGCGGGCAACGGGACGGAGCUUGCUUUUAUCGAUACUGGAAGCAGCGCGGUUCUUGCCGUGAAGCGGGGCGGCCAGGCACGCAACAGGGCAAUCGCGUUCACCGUCGGAGAAGACGUACACUUCGCCAGCUCGAGCAAGUUCACGAGGGCGCCGGGUCGCGUGUGUCGAGGGGGUCGCUGGAGCGGCGGCAGCGGCGGAGGCGGCGGCGGCAGUAGAGGCGGAGGGGAACGGGCCGUAGUGACCGCGCUUGCAUUCGACGCCGUGUCUACGGGGGUCCUCUACGUGGGCUUUGGGACCGGAGACGUCAUGGCUUACGACAGCAGGGUUCAAGAGAUGGACAGCUCCUACGCGUGCCUGCCAUCCUACCGGCUCCCGCCGCCGCUCCCGCAGCAGCGUUCCUCGCCACACGCCGACCCAAGCACCUCUACAGCAGCCAGCGACGGCGGAGGCGGCGGUAGUCUGCUCGGAGGGGGGGGAGGAUGGGGGGGGUGCGAUUCGAUUUCCACAGUCCGCGGGUACGCGAUCGUGUCUCACGGUGGCCUGCUGUCGGCGUACAACACAACCGACCAUGCCGGCCGGUUGCUGUUUACGACGCACGCGGCUGCUGCUGCUUUAGCAGAGGGGGCGAGAACGGAGGACCACUGCGGAGCACCCCUGUCUCCCGGCACCGAGAGCAGAAGAAGCGGUGUGGGGGCUGACGCUCUUGCGGCGGCGGCGGAGGAGGCGACCCCUUCUGGUGGGAGGACGUGGUCGGUGAUGUCGUCGGGUAGCGGGGAGGUGCUGGUGGUGGAGGCCUCUCGUUGCUCAGCGGAGGUGGUUGUCCACAAAGCGGUCCUGCCGUACGAGCGGAACGGGCCGGACAUGUCGUGGGUGCGAUUCCCGGUCUUGCUGCUGGGACUGUUGGUCGUGGCGAUCACACAAGUCUACAGCAGGCGAGCGGCAAGCAACGCCGUCGGCAGGACCAGCAGGAACAAGGGGAGGAGCGGCAGCAGGGGAUUGAGAGGUGCCGGCCUCAGCGACGAGGAUGACGAGGGCGGCGGCGGCUUUUCGGCUGACGCCCUGGCGCAGCUUCGGGACGAUCUGAAUGAGAGAACGUCGCGUCGCCGUGACUGGGGAGGUCGCCGGCUAAGGUCCGGCAGGGGGAGUGGCGGAGGCAGCGCUCGAGAACGGCUGUUGUCGUCGUCGUCGUCGUCGUCAUCGCGGUUCCCGGCGUCUCGGCAGGGUUACGGGGACCCUUGGGCGAAUGAGGGCUCCGACUGACUCUAACGACAAUUCGACGGUAUCCGGAAAUGCGAGAAAGCUGACAAAGAAAGGGGGUCAUUGGUGCUCAAUGGUGGAGUGGUCGUGUGAUGAUUUGCGCGUAGUAUGCGGAGGGAGGGGAAACGCGUUGUCGCGUGUGGUCAUUGGCGCUUUUUGGAUGGUGCGUUGUGAUUUUUUUUUUAUUGCACUUGGUUGUUUAUAUGCAUCGGUCGCGGGGGGGAGGAAACGCGUUGUCGGGUGUGACCUCCGGGGCGGGAUUGUCGCGAUCGCCGAAUCCGGAACAGAUUUUGGUCGAGAUCUUGUGUAUAUUAGAAAACUCUUGGGAGAUGACAGGUUCCGAUCUUGGCUUGGCGAGACUUGAUGCGCACAAGAGAUGCCCGGAAUUUCGCUGAGAGAGAGAAAAUUUGCACGUUUUGCGACUCAUCUCUUUUGUGUUUUUUUUUCUUUUUCUGUUCGCGUUUUCGCUAAAUAAGCAAAACAGCACAACCGAAGAAGCAGCAUGUAGCGGUUGUUGUUUUUCGACCUGUGACUUCCAACGAGAUUUUUGCAAUUCUGCUCUCCUUUGUGCAAGCAGAUGCAGCAUAAGGAGCGAAAUAAACGUCACUACAGGCGGCGGUACUGAAAGCUCAUCGCCAACAGCCCUACCACGUAGAGAGCGUCGCAUCGUUCUGGGCAAUGUACGCAGCACCCUGUUGUUGGUGUUGUUGUUGUGUCCUUGUCUUGACUUUAAAAACCCUGAACUGGUUGCAGCUACUUUUUGUCGGACGUGAUUGGAGACUGUUCCUAGGGUCGAGGGACGAAGAAGCGUUACACCAAUGUGAGACGGGACCUAAAACGGGACAAAGGUUUCGA
Messenger RNA from Ectocarpus sp. CCAP 1310/34, 3615 nucleotides. The record is from the annotation of a GenBank genome assembly. Lineage: Eukaryota; Phaeophyceae; Ectocarpales; Ectocarpaceae.